Messenger RNA from Pieris napi, 2572 nucleotides. RefSeq lists its product as uncharacterized. The transcript has 2 exons. Bases 478 to 2496 code for a protein of 672 amino acids. The record is from RefSeq and is a predicted model, not a curated record. NCBI's taxonomy places the organism in Eukaryota, Metazoa, Arthropoda, Insecta, Lepidoptera, Pieridae.
GAAAUAUGCUCUGAAAAAAAAUUUAUUAAUUGCAAAGAUUUUUCUGACGAAGAUCAGAUUACUCUGAAUUCUAGAAGUGGUACAGAUGUUAGUUUUAUUUGCUCUCAACAUGACAAACAGUAUCGUAUCAAAUAUACUUCAAAUCAAAAAUCUUGUGCUGAUCCCUUUAAACUUCAUGACAGUAUAGUUCGUAAAUCUUUGAGACCAGUCAGUUUAAAAUUGUUCGAACAGUGUAAGAUUAGGUUACCUUCCAUUAUACCGGGAAGUAAACUAUGCAUUUCGUGUACUAAAAGAGUCUAUAGUGAAUUACCAGAACAUCAAAAUGAAGUUGAAAUAUUUGAAAAAACUGUGAAUGUCGAAGAAAGUCAACUAGUUGAGAGUGUCUCUGAAGAUUCCGUUUCCAAAUCAUCAAAACCAUCCGAAACACCUGACCAAGUAGGAACUCCAAUAUUAAUUCAAAGCCUGGUGGACGAAAAAAUGUCCUCUAAUUUAUCUGAGAACUUGCAGUUGUCAAAUGUGACAACUUCAACAUCUGAAAUGUGCAGCUCAACCGGUGAAACUUUUACACCUACUGAAAUACAUCUAGAUCGCCUUAAUUCUAUUGCCAAAAUUUUUAAUUUAUCUCCUGUAAAAAAAAUAGAUUUAGAUCGAUCAAAAACAUACGCUCAACGGAAAUAUCAUGAGAUGACAUCGAAACUGCAAUCAUGCUUUGAACAUCUUAUGGAAAAUGAUUCUGACACAAUUAAAAAUAAACAAUUGAACAUUGACGAUACUCCUGAAUUAACCGGAAAAGAAAUAAUAAAUCAGCUAAAAGAAAAAUUUAAUAACUGCAGCAAAGUGAGUGAAAAAUUACAGAUUUUAUCUGUUUUGCCUUUAAGUUGGUCAACAGAAAAAAUUGUUGAUGUUUUUGAAGCAUCUACAUACAUGGUGAAAAAAGUAAAACAAAAAGUCAGUGAAGAUGGCAUUCUAUUCACUCCACAAAGAAACAAAGGUCAUUCAUUAUUAAAAACUACUGAAGAGAAAAUUCAACAAUUUUAUCGAAAUCAAGAUGUAAGUAGAGAGUUACCAGGUAAAAAAGAAUUUAAAUCUGUUCAUGAGAAUGGUCAACGGGUUCCAAAACAAAAACGGCUGAUUUUGGGUAAUUUAAAUGAAAUUUAUCAAUUGUUCAAGCAGAAAUACCCAUUUGAAAAAGUCAGUUUUUCAAAAUUUGCUAGUCUGAGACCCCCUGAAUGUGUUCUAGCAGGUUCAUCUGGCACUCACGUAGUUUGUGUCUGUCUCAUUCACGAAAAUUUUAAACUGUCAUUUCAUGGUGCAAAACUUGACAAAUUAAAAUGUAGCGAUGAAAGUCAACCGUUUUCUUCAUAUCGAGAUUGCUUGAAAAUGGUUAUUUGUCCUCGGCCUACGAGUGACUGCUAUUUGGGAACCUGUAGUAACUGUCCUGGCUCGACCAAAUUAAGAAGAACGAUCGAAAAUAUUUGCAAUGAUAACUUUGUAGAUGAAAUAACGUAUAAACAAUGGACUCAAGUAGAUCGAUGUUCUUUGGAAACGAUUGUGAAAUCAACUGAUGAUUUCGUUGAUAAUUUGGUAGAAUCUAUUCCAAAAUUCCUUCAGCAUGAUUUUAUUGCUCGUCAACAGGCUGAAUUUUUUCAAACUACGAAAAAUAAUCUCGAAGUUGGACAAGUACUUGUUGUUGCUGACUUCUCAGAAAAUUACUCAUUUUUACUUCAAAACAGUGUCCAAGGAGCUUAUUGGAAUAAUAGUCAAGCGACAAUCCAUCCAUUUGCUUGCUAUUAUAGAUCCAUUGAUGAAAAUGUCGACAAUAUAGUACCUCUAAAUUUGAUAAUCAUUUCAGACAACUUGACGCAUAAUACAACAGCAGUUUAUAGUUUCCAGGAAGUACUGACAUCGUUUCUGAAAAAUAAAAUCCCAGACAUUUCUAAAAUAAUUUAUUUUUCGGAUGGUGCAGCAUCUCAAUAUAAAAAUCGGUACAAUUUGCUGAACUUGCUGCAUCAUGAGGAAGAUUUUCAAAUACCAGCGGAAUGGCAUUAUUUUGCAACUUCACAUGGAAAAGGUCCAAGUGAUGGUUUAGGCGGAACAUUAAAACGGAAGGUUGACAGAGCCAACCUCCAAUCUAAAGCUGACGACCAAAUUCAAACACCUGAUGAGCUAUUCCAAUGGGCAAAAGAAAAUGUUCACGGAAUCAAUUGUGACUUUGUUUCAAAUGAGCAGAUUCAGCGUACUCAAAAAAAACUUAACCAGAGAUUUAAAAAUGCUCUGCCAGUACAAGGAAUCCGAAAUUGUCAUGCCGCUAUUCCCAUUUCAAGUGAUGUGAUGAGAGUAAAAACCUCAUCCUCAUCUGAGGAAGGAAAGGAUUUCCGGUUAAAAAAUACAGAUAUCUACGAGUUCGUUGAAGAACCAUAUAUUAAAAGCAGGUUAAGAAAAAGAAAAGGAGCAACAACAGUAACUGAAGAAUUGAAGAAAAAAAAUUUUUCGUAACAGAAUGUCAAGUAAACUUACACGUAAAAAGCCCUAUUAAAUAAAUUAAUAACCAAUAAUAAACAAAUAUCAUUAA